This is a messenger RNA of Oreochromis niloticus (Nile tilapia), 1730 nucleotides long. RefSeq lists its product as uncharacterized. NCBI's taxonomy places the organism in Eukaryota, Metazoa, Chordata, Actinopteri, Cichliformes, Cichlidae. Bases 477 to 1052 code for a protein of 191 amino acids. The transcript is spliced from 4 exons. The record is from RefSeq and is a predicted model, not a curated record.
UUAGUUUAGUUUUUUAUUGAAAAAAAUUAAGGACCGACAUCAAUCAGCUAUUUAAACGAAACAUGUUUACUUUAAUGUAAAAUCGCAACAUAAAAAUCUAACCGAAUAAACAACUGUCGGUUAAGGUCCCUCGCAGCAGUCUCGGCUCCUCCGCUGGUCCGGAAAACUCCGGAAAGUUCUGGAGCCGGUAAAGAAGUUUCACCGGAACCGGCGCGCUCAUUCAGAGUAGUUUUCACCGUGGUCGUGUUGGCGGUACGUGGCUGAGAGCUCGUGAGUAACAAUCGGAAAACCUUUAAAAGAUAAACGUUCACCGGCUCCUCUGUUUUUACUGACACAUUGAACGUGGCCGUCGAUGUUUACCGUGUUAUUUACCAUUAAUCUGUAAAGCGCUAACGUUUAAACGGGUUCACGGUACGAGCUGGUACAGCAACGUCACAUCAUUUCCUGCCCUAGUGUAAAACGACGGUUAAGCGCAAAUGGCUGUUGUAACGUUUUCGUGGCCCUGCUGGAUUUUAAUGCUCGUUGUCGUCGCCACCGCGUCCACUUUCGCCGCUUCAGACCAGCAGAUCGUAGGACAUCCUGGGAUGAGUGUCACUCUGACAUUUCAGGUUCCCACUGGCACCAAAUCUGUAUGGCUAAAAAGACUUCCCAAUGAGAAAUAUAUCUCCUACUGCCAAGACUUAACACCAACACGUCCCAGUGACCAGGAGGAGUCAUUUAAGGGUCGGGUGGAGGGGAUGGACUGUAGCAAUAUCAGGGGCACCGUCUCUGUAACGUUGAAGAACCUGACCAGAAACGACAGUGGGACAUACGAGCUUCAAGUGGUGGACCAUGGUAGACAGCUCUUUAAUAAAACUGUCUUCCUGAAUGUUACUGACCCAGGUCAACCAGGAAGACACACAGAAGAUGGAGGGAAGGAGGCUGAAUCUGUUGGACUCACAGUGGGAGUUGGUAGUUUGUUGAUCUUUGUAGUCUUGGCUGGGAUAAUUUAUAAAUUCGUUACAUGCAAGGAGAAAAAUUCACACGACCUUCCUCCUGAUCAAGACGUUUGACUGAAGCAAACCUUUUUUUUCUGUAAGUCGGUGUAACAAAUUGAAAAGAGACGGAGAGGAGUGGUUUUAUUUUUUUCAUGAAUACAUUAACUGCACUCUGGGUUUGGCCCUCUCAACAUCAGACAAACCAGACUUUCCUGCAGCGUUAUCCUGUCAUUAAGAUGAUGACCACAGCAGCAGGACGGACACAUCUCCGAGUUCCUUUAACUUCAGCUUUAAGAGUAGAUUAAACACAUGAUCAACGGGUCGUGGAGAGAGCUUAACUUUCCUGGUACAAUUAUAAACUGUAUAAAUGAAGGACUUGGACACGGUGACACCAACCUUUGGUUAGACUCCACAUUUGAAAGCCUCCAUGUGUGGGUUGAUAAGUUUAUCUCCAGCAUCCAGGUGGAUGUUAAAAAAAUCACCCCUGUAGAGUUUGUAUAAAGUAAGAAACUGUCCAGAGAGAAUGAACCUGUUUUUAUACCUGUGCAAAGGUGGACAUUUGAACCUGUAUGUAUUUACUUAUGGAGACACCUUAUCAUGAAAUCUGUUGUGUAGUAUUUAAGAUGCUAAAAACAUGCUAAUAUAUGAAAUUUGUUUCUUUGUUUUUGUUUUUUUUAAAUGAAAUUAUUUGAUUUUACAUGUUGUCUAAUUGUGUUAAUGAUUGAAGUAAAUAUUUGUGGGGGGGUUUUCUGA